GCCAGGGAAGUAGGCUGGAGCCGGUUCGUGGAAAGUGGCUCCCGGUUCAUCAUCCGACUUCCCACGGAGUCUGUGCGGCCGGAGCCCGGGACCCAGCGGGGCGUGGCCGAGUCUCGUGGCGGAGACUCGGUCGAGGCCGGCGCGGGGGGCUGUCUACGGGUUCCAAGCGUGGUCCCUGCGCUGGAAGGAAGGGGUGCUGGCGGGGCCGUGCAGGGUGCUGGGCCCUGGAGGCGACCCCAGGACUGUGGGUGUAGCUGGAAGAGGUGACUUGGAGGAAAGAGGUUCCAGGAGGUCGUUUGCAAAUGGAGAUGCCACGCAGGGUUGGGCUGUUAAUCGUCGGUUAGGGCCUCAAAGAACUGGAGCCCCGUCCCUUGCAUUCGUUGUCACUAGCCCUCACCGUAACGCUUCUGGGCAGAUGUUAUUCCUAUUUUACAGCGUGGGAAUAAAUGAUGCCCUCAUCUUACUGAGAGAUCCAUUUCCGUGGAGAAAUACAACAGCAAUGGGUGGAUGGUUGUAAAAAAUUCAGAAUUGUAUGACUUCACUGCUCCUGUUAAAUAGAAAUAGCUUGGUUUUGGUUAACACCUUCCUUCCUUGGUAUUUUAUGCAUGGUGUGUGUCGGGAAGGAAACCAGUGCCUGUUCUCUCAUGACUUGGCAAACAGCAAGCCAUCUACCAUCUGCAAAUACUACCAGAAAGGCUAUUGUGCCUAUGGAACUCGUUGCAGAUAUGAUCACACGAGGCCCUCUGCUGCAACUGGUGGUGCCAUGGGCACCGGGCCCCACGGUGUGCCCUCCCCAGCUUUCCACAGUCCUCAUCCUCCUGACCUUACUGCGUCAAUCGUGAAAACCAACUUACACGAGCCUGGGAAACGUGAGAAGAGGACACUGGUACUUAGAGACCGAAACCUCUCUGGCCUGGCUGAAGAAAAGACCUGCCCAAGUGUUUUGAGUAACCCAGGAGGCUGCAGUGACCUGCCGAAUAGCCCAGAGAUGAAGCCACAUUCUUACCUGGAUGCCAUCAGAAGUGGUCUGGACGACUUAGAGGCCAGCAGCUCCUACAGCAGCGAGCAGCAGCUGUGCCCCUAUGCAGCCGCUGGGGAGUGCCGCUUUGGGGAUGCUUGUGUCUACCUGCAUGGGGAAGUAUGUGAGAUCUGUAGGUUACGAGUCCUGCACCCCUUCAACCCAGAGCAAAGGAAGGCUCACGAGAAGACCUGCAUGUCGACCUUCGAACAUGAGAUGGAGAAGGCCUUUGCCUUCCAGGCCAGUCAGGACAAAGUGUGCAGCAUCUGCAUGGAGGUGAUCCUUGAGAAGGCGUCGGCCUCGGAGCGAAGGUUCGGGAUCCUCUCCAACUGCAACCACACGUACUGCUUGUCCUGCAUCAGGCAGUGGAGGUGUGCCAAGCAGUUUGAGAACCCCAUCAUCAAGUCUUGUCCAGAAUGUCGCGUGAUAUCAGAAUUUGUAAUUCCAAGUGUGUAUUGGGUAGAAGAUCAGAAUAAAAAGAAUGAGCUGAUUGAAGCUUUCAAACAGGGAAUGGGAAAAAAAGCUUGUAAAUACUUUGAGCAAGGCAAAGGGACCUGCCCAUUUGGAAGCAAAUGCCUUUACCGCCAUGCUUACCCUGAUGGGCGGCUAGCAGAGCCUGAGAAACCCCGGAAACAGCUCAGUUCUGAAGGCACUGUGAGGUUCUUUAAUUCAGUUCGGCUCUGGGAUUUCAUCGAGAACCGAGAGAGCCGGCAUGUCCCCAGCACUGAAGAGGUUGACAUGACAGAGCUCGGGGACCUGUUCAUGCACCUGUCUGGAGUGGAGCCGUCAGAACCCUGAAGAGUAGAUGGCCGCCCACAUCUUGGGCUCCACCGGUCAAGCCUUCCCAAGUCAGGGUUGCAGAGCUUCCUUCACGGUAGCCAGAGGUGGCGUGUCUCUUGGAUUUGAAUGGGGUUGUACUUAACCUUGGUCUCAUUCACAAUUACAGCCAUGGGAGGAGUGAAGGAUAUAAAAUAACCUAACAAGUAUGUGGAAUCACUACUUUGAUAGUUGCUAACUUAGUUGCACCUCAAGCUCCUCAGGGGGACCAGCUUAACCAGCCAGGGUUUUACUUGAUUGCUUCAAACCAACCUGGCUCCUGUCCUUGAGCUUUACCUCCCUAGACACAGUCAGCAUGCAGCAGAUUCAGUUUUCAUACCAAAGGAUUCUUUAGCCCUUAAAAGGAUUCCUGUGUGGUGCAUCCUCCUAGAGUAUUGAAGUAGUGUGUGGUCAAAAACUUGACUUGUAUAUUACUUUUCAAGAAACAAAGUGGGUGCUUCACACCUUAGCACAAAACUCUAUAUUUACGGCUCUUAUAUAUUUACGGCUCUUCAGUGUCCCAGAUCAGAGCAGGAGGCUUGUUGCUCUGUUGAGUAAACAAAGUAUAAACCUUCCCCAUAAGGAGGGCUCUUGAAGUAGCAAGAAGUGCAAGGGGGUCAUAAUCACAGGAGAACCUUGCACACAUGCCUCCAGGGAAACACGCCCCCCUGGCUCUCAACUGCUGGCUUGUGCCCUGAGGGUGUUCAUACCUGAGGGCUCGGUGCCCACAUGUGCUCUCCUCUGUAAAACCUAGCUUUGAUUUAAAAUUUUAUAAGAAUUCAUUAGCACCCAAGAAAAGUUUCUAAGUCUUCACCCAGCAAUGGUCCUGCAGAGAACUGUGUACAGAUCUUCUGUCACCAGGUGUAACUUUAAUUGCAGGAGCAUAACCUUGUGAGUUAGAACUCAAUCCAAGCCUGAAUCUAUUUUUAUAAACAGCUGUAGAUAACCAAAUAUUUUAUAAAAUGCAUUACUUUAAAGUGUGGUUAGAAGAAACUCUACCCACUGAGUUUAGAGUGCUUUUUGCAUCAUUUUUCUAGUUAACUCUUUAGUGAAGAGUGACAAAGGCUGGAUUACAUUCAUUCCCAGCAGAGGCUCUGGGCCUAUUUCCUACUUCUUGAACAAAUGGAGUUCAAGCUGUGAACUCAGGAUCACUUUAAAAAGAGGAAACAGCCAUUAAACCUACAUUUAAUUUAUUUUAUUAAAAUAACAUAAUUGAAGAAUCAUCAGAUAACUGUAUUUUGCAGGUGCAAUAAAAACAAAAUUAAAACCCAAAUUAUCAAGAAAA
This is a messenger RNA of Phacochoerus africanus (Common warthog), 3119 nucleotides long. RefSeq names its product makorin ring finger protein 2 (gene MKRN2). The record is from RefSeq and is a predicted model, not a curated record. NCBI's taxonomy places the organism in Eukaryota, Metazoa, Chordata, Mammalia, Artiodactyla, Suidae. Gene Ontology annotation, biological process: protein polyubiquitination. The coding region runs from base 533 to 1816 and encodes 427 amino acids. The transcript has 9 exons. Gene Ontology annotation, molecular function: ubiquitin protein ligase activity; metal ion binding.